Messenger RNA from Phyllotreta striolata, 3907 nucleotides. NCBI's taxonomy places the organism in Eukaryota, Metazoa, Arthropoda, Insecta, Coleoptera, Chrysomelidae. The record is from the annotation of a GenBank genome assembly.
GGGCGAGCGACGGGAGCCGCGUUCGAGUGCACUUUGGCGAGCCGAGGGGCCCGCACGAGCAUCGUCACAGGCGGAUUCGAGAGCGCGAAAAGGGGCCGCGCGCGGAUGGACGCGUCGCAGCCGGUCUACUGGGAGGAGGGCCCCGCCGGGCGGCGGGCGCCGUUCCAGAGUUGCAACCCCCACGAUGAGACGCAUCGAUUAAAGGAAGAAAACUCACUGUACAAUGAUACGAAUUUGAAUUUCAAUACAGCCGCUUGCAGCGAGGACGACUACGAAUACGCCGGGGGCGGCUACAAGAAGAGCAAAUCCGCUAGGCAAGACCCGAUGUCGCAUCGGAUCAUCGAGAAGCGCCGAAGGGACAGGAUGAACAAUUGCCUGGCCGAUUUGUCCCGACUCAUUCCCGCCGAGUACCUGAAAAAGGGCCGCGGGCGCGUCGAGAAAACCGAAAUCAUCGAAAUGGCCAUCAAACACAUGAAGUACUUACAAAGCGAACACGGAAAUCCCACCGAUCACUACCGCUUGGGCUACCAAGAGUGCAUGUCGGAGACCAUGCGCUUCCUGGUGGAGAUCGAGGGCCACUUCCCCAGGGAGCCGUUCUGCCUGCGGCUGCUCGACCACCUGCAGGCGCACGGCGAGCGCGUCGCGCGCCCCUCCGCGUACGGCGGGGGCGGCGUCGCGACGCCCGCCAGUCGCGGCUCGCCGGCCGGCGAAUACGCGGCGGCGGCGUUGCCGCAGGACCGGAACAACAACGAGUCGGAGGCCGGCGCGAACAACGGCGAGUACUGCAAGAACGCCGAAGCGCCGGGCGCGGCGUCCUACAAGUACAAGACCAACAUCAAGCUGAGGUUCAGCCGCGACACGAACGGGACGGCCGGCCGGAGGAUCGGGAACGAACGAAGGGGGUCGAUGAAUAGCGUGGAAAACAGGAGUUCCAGUUACGGGUCUCCACCGAGCGGGGAAGCCCACACUAGAGCAUCGGAAAGCGAUUUUACGCAAGGAAGAUCCCCAUCGGGUAGUACCUCAUCUGUAAUCACACCGAAAUUAGAACCACCAGCUAACGACUCCCUACAAAUCCACGCAUCGGGCAGGUCAUCGAGCCCCCCUCUGGCGCCGAAAAACCCGCCGCCGAAGCGCCACCCGGGCGCCGCCGGUGCCGCCGCCGAGCGGAACUUCGACGUGCCGAUAUUCGCGUUGCACGCGAAGCGCUCCCACUACGUGCCGCUGGCGGUGGAGUACAGGGCGCUGGCGCCCUACCUGGGCGAGGGCGAGCUGCUGGAGGGCGCCGCGACGGACGCGCUGCACCCGGUCACGAUCAACGUGCGGUUCGCGCCGAGCUGCGUCGGCGGCGGCUUCGGGGAGGCGGGAGGGAAGUGCAGGGGCUACUGCGAUUGGACGUAGGGGGGGCGCGGGCGUGCGCGCUGGUGCUACAACGAGGCUGUGAUAAUCAGGGGAUGUUUGCAAGACUGACGUGUACUGUACUCUGUUUGAAAACUAGGAGGAGCGAUUUGAAUUUAAGUUGGCAACACUCGCGUUUGUUUAUUGGUUAAUUACUAAUCAAGUUCACGCUGUAAAACUGGUUUACCACCUUUUUGAGGUUAUGUUUUAGAAGUAUUUAAUAUGUCCUAUUUGGGUGAUUUGUUAAUUCAUUCCUUCUUUUAAUAUAAAUAUUGUGAGUUAUUGUGAGUUUAUUUGCAGCCUUGCAAAUUUUCUAGUAACUUUUUUGGGUGUGAAUCUGGCUUUUUAAAAUGCUCCACCUAGUUUUUAAAUAGAGUAUAGGGUGUUUUACAGUGGCGUGUCUCGAUGUAAGUAGUUUUAUUUGUUGAAUAAUAAACGGAUGAUUUUAGUUUUUAAUAAUAUAUUUUUUGUAGUAAAAACAAGUAAAAAACGAUAUAUUUCGCCAGGAAAAAUUAGAUUGUCGUACAAAUUCCACGAAACUUUCGCUAAAUUAGAGAUCUUAAAGUUGAUUUAAAGCGAUCCAAACUUUUUUCCCAGUGUAUUUAUUUCAAACAUCAAACGUAUUAGGCGACUAUAAUCGAUAUUAUUAAAGCGAUUCCAUUAGAAUAAAAAUGUUAAAUGAAUAUUCGUACUCUUCGAAAUAUUUGGAUCACUUCCUGAUGGAUUUGCUGACAACGACACGUCUGGAUCUCGGCCAAAUCAAUUUGCAAUAUAAGCUAUGAGUGCAACAAAGACAACUUCCGUUAGGAAGGAAAAAGAAAGGGGGAUAUUGUGUGAUUUCAACUUUCUUACUCUAAUUAACUGUUAUUUUAAUAAACUUUCUUUGUUCAACUCAUAAAAUUGGCAAUAUUGCAAACAGAUUAAGUAUCACGAGCCAGACGAGCCAUUGCUUCGGCAUCUAAUUAAAAAAAUUAAAUAUAAAGAAACAAACUAAUUAAUCGAUUUUUCUAUUAGUUACUCAAACGAAAACAUUUCAUAUAUUCUAUAUAUUUGCGUUUAUAUUUGAAUUAAUUCGCUAAGUAUCCUGAAUAUACAAAAAAAUGCCUAGCUAUACUCUGCUUUAUGGACAAAAUAUACAAUUAAUUACGAAAAUGAAAUGAGAAGAAUGAGUUAAAAGAGUUAGAAAUAAAUAAAUGUACUCUCCCAUAAGACUAGCGAAAAAUGUACUAUAAUAAUUAAAAAACAAUCACAAAUAAACGUAUUUUCAGGACACUUUUAAUAAUAAUAAUAAUAAACAAAUUAAUACACAAUUAUGUAUAUUUACUUUGGAAGAGUUCACUUUCGACUUUGGUUAGUACGAGAUAAUUAAAUAUGAUUUUGUCGCGGCGACAUUUUUCAAUUAACUGUUUACAAACAGAACGAAAAUAAAAGCAAACUUUCCUACGUUAUAAAAAUCGUAAUAUAAAUUAAUAAAUAUUACAUUAAUUGGGCAGGUGAAUAACGAUGAGUGGCGGGUACGCACGAACACCUAUCAGACAAGCUCGUGCGCAAAUUUAAGGCACAAGAGAGAAGAAACACCGCCUACUAGAAUAAUCGCGUUAUUACUGGGUCAACAUUUUCGUUAAUCGUUUACUACUGUACGAAGUUCUUGCGGGUAUUUGCCUAAAAAUUUUUUCACAAAAAAAUUCGUUAUCACUGUUAAAUACGAUAUGAUUUUUUUCCACCAAUUACGAGCCUUUUAAAUAUUACAAACGGGUCAUGUAAAGCUCUUAAGAAAAAAAUUAUGGCGAAUUACGCACAACAGAAGUCUAACUUCUUCAGUCGAUUUUGAGAUAUACUCUAAUUACGUGUAAAUAAAUCAUCGAUGUACUAUUGAAAUUAUAGCCAUAAAUUUCCUCUUCUCAUGAAAAUCAAUUAGUACAUUUAGGAAAUUACAGUUAGGCCUGGGCGAUAAGUUACCUUUGAAAUGACAGCGGCUUUAGUAUUAAUAAUCUACUCUAAAAAUAUAUAAUCUGUUAAAAAAACCACACGAAUCAAUACGAAAUAUAAAAGAUUCUAUUUACUACAAGACGCUCCAUUAAAAUUGUCAAAAUCGAUCAAUUUCAGUGAGAAAACACAACUUUUAUAUUUCAUGUUAAUUCGCGAAUUUCGGCAAACCAAAUAAGAAGAAUAAUUGAGCAAUUCUCUUAUAAAAACAGGAACUUCGAUUCCUCAAUAAUACAUAAAUCUCAUCUUAUAAAAAGAAUCGAACAAAGCUCAUAACAAUCGUUAGAUUUACAAGCAUCGAAUAUCUAUUCAGAGUAUCACAAACUUAUUCCGACGCGGCUUUUACUCCCGAUUGAAUGGAAAAUCGAAGAAAUUAGACUCGUUGUAAUUACCUCAAAUUACCGCUACGAGGAGCCGGUAUUCUAGAGCCGGUAGCUGGCCUUGGAAUGCUAGAGGGACGUGGCAAAUAACUAGGCUUCGGCAGGGGCUUCACGAAAGUCUCAUCUACGCCUAAAUGUUCUUUAGA